AAACUCAGCAUCCUUGAGGAGGUCAAGAAGCAUAUCAUUAAGGAAGAGGAUUUAUUACUAAUGGUUUGAAAAUCAUCAUGUUCUGAUGAUUCCAGCUUUCAACCAGGUCUCUGGCAUUCCUUUGGUUCAAGAUUUAACCAGUCCUUAUCUCUAUGUUCUUUUGUGGUUUGUUAGUGAAGAUGAUGAUGAGACAUCACAUCUCCAAGUGUGUGAAGAUGGAGUCCAUGGGAUCCUCAAGCCGGAAUCAAGUUGAAAAGUUAAAAUUGUCUUGAGGGAGAUAUAUCAAAAAGCUUUUUUCAGUAUUAGAAUACAUUUGUAUCUGUAAUAUAGAUCCUGUGCUUUUUUUUUAAUAAACAUGUUGCAAAGUUUUUUUCUGAUUAUUUUAAGACUACUUGUUCCCACCAUUGCAUGUUACUCUAGAAGACAAGGCAGCUGUAGAGCUGUUUCAUGUUAGCAUAUACAGUAAAAAAAUAGUCCACCAUUAGUACACAUUACAUAUGAGUUAGAUUGGUAUUAUGAAUGUAUAGCUUUUAUUAUGUUUUAAGCUUUUUUAAUAAAAUUUCUGAAGAUUUACAGAGGAGGCCAAGCAUAUCACUAAGGAAGAAGAUCUAUACUGAUGAUUUGAAAGUUCAACAGCUCAUUUUAUAAAAGUAAGAUUCAGUUUAUUUAUAUAUUUAUGGAUCCUGAGACAUAUAGGGCAGUGGUUAUGGGUAAGGUGCAAGAUCUUGAAAAGAUUUUGCAGGAAAAUGAGAUUCCUGUUCUUGAUCAGGUCACUUUUCAAGGAAACACAAUCCUGCAUCUUGCUGCCAUCUAUGGUCAUGACCACUUAGUGCGGCGUAUUCUUGACCAUGAGCUAAACGUUCUUAGAAGUUGGAACCCUAACAUAGUUGGUAACUUUGCUCCCAGUUUCUCCCAUUAUCAAACUCUUCUUGUGAGACAGAACUCAGAAGGAAACCUUGCUCUCCAUGUAGCAGCUGCUGCAGGACACGAGCUUAUAGUUGACUAUCUCGUUGAGUCUCUGAGGCGGCUUCCUCAAGAUAGAAACAUUGUGGUUAGAUCAGAGCAGAUACUAGUUGGUAAUAUUUUCAGCGUCUCUAACAAUGAUGGGUUUACUGCAUUGCACCUCGCCUUGAAAGGGAACCAUGUAGCUGUUUCUUUGCAGCUUGUUCGGGAAGAUCAGAGCACUUGUUUUCUUUUGGACAAGGAGGGUGUAUCUCCAUUGUAUAUGGCUGCUGAAGCUGGUCAUGUUUCACUUGUAGAGCAUAUGUUACAUGGUUUGAACGCAAGCUUUGUUGGCAAGUCUGUGGUGUGUGCUGCAUUGAAAAGCAAGGAUCUCGAUGUUCUAAGAGCUAUAUUGGAGAGUGACUCAGAUCUUGUAGACUCUAGGGAUGAAUAUGGAAGAACUCCACUUGCUUUUGCAGCAUCCAUUGGAUAUGACAUAGGGGUUGAGCAUAUGCUAACCAGAUUUGGAAGUUCUACACAGAUUGCUUACAUAAAGAGUGAAGAUGGUUCUUUCCCUAUCCACUCAGCUUGCGCUGCAAGUCGCAAGACUCGCAACGCAGCUCUCAAGGUGAUAUUAAAACACCACCCGGAUACAAUAGAGAUGCUUAACUCACAAGGACAAAAUGUUCUUCAUGUGGCUGCUGAAAAUGGGAACGCAGGAGCUGUUGGCUAUCUGCUCAGAAAAGCUGACGUCAAAAGGUUAAUCAAUGAGCAAGAUUUAGAAGGAAACACACCGUUACAUUUAGCCAGCAUCAAUUCUCAUCCCAAGGUUGUGAGUCUCUUCAUACAUGAUAGCAGAGUUGAGUUGAAAGUAUUGAAUCACAAAGGGUUCACUACUUUGGAUGCAGCAGAGGAGUAUAUGGCUGCAAUUCCUUCACUCCAACAGUGGUUGAUAUGGGUGGCAUUGGUGUCUGCUGGUACCACUAGAGCCCCACGUGUUCAUCUGAAAGCAGACAGUCCUACCACAGAAGAAGACUUCACAUUAAAAAUGUACAAAGACAGAGUCAACACUCUUCUUGUGGUGGCAACACUUGUGGCUACAAUGGCUUUUGCUGCUGGCUUGAGUGUGCCGCUAGGUUACAACAGCACAGAGUUCAAGUCAAAUGUGAAGCAUUCAUACAAAGAAUCUGCGUUUAAUGCCUUCGUCAUCUGUAACAGCAUUGCCGUCUAUAGUGCUGUUAUAUCGACAGUUGCACUUAUAGGGACACAGUUGGCUGACAUGAAGUGCAUGCUGACUACUUUCAAGUUUAUUGUGCCACUUCUUGGGUUUUCUAUUAUCUCCAUGUCUUUGGCUUUUGUCGCAGGCUUAUACUUGGUUCUAGGACAGCAUCAUUGGCUUGCAGUAUUUGUCUUGGCUUCAGGCGGUUUCUAUCUCAUGGCUCUGCUUCUACUCAUAAUCCCUUACGCUUCGCCUUAUACUUUUAGUCCACUAGUUUUUCGCUAUUUUUUGCGGUUUCCUUUUUCCAUGUUGGUUUUCUUUGUGUACUGGAGAGAUGGCACUGAUGGGGAAUGUUCUUCACGAGUUUUCCGUUGGUCAUUUAUUGGUUAAAAGAUCAAGACUUUGAAAAAUGAUCAAAUGUUUCAGUGUUGUUCUCUUACUUUCUGUUUAACUGAAACAAAUGGUUAACACAAUGUUUGACCCAAGAAUUGUUCCUGAAUCCA
Brassica napus (rape) is the source of this 2664-nucleotide messenger RNA. Its product is annotated as protein ACCELERATED CELL DEATH 6. Bases 677 to 2551 code for a protein of 624 amino acids. The transcript is spliced from 2 exons. Gene Ontology annotation, cellular component: plasma membrane. The record is from RefSeq and is a predicted model, not a curated record. NCBI's taxonomy places the organism in Eukaryota, Viridiplantae, Streptophyta, Magnoliopsida, Brassicales, Brassicaceae. Gene Ontology annotation, molecular function: protein phosphatase 1 binding; protein phosphatase regulator activity.